Messenger RNA from Suillus discolor, 1511 nucleotides. RefSeq lists its product as uncharacterized. The record is from RefSeq and is a predicted model, not a curated record. The coding region runs from base 72 to 1406 and encodes 444 amino acids. The transcript is spliced from 5 exons. Lineage: Eukaryota; Fungi; Basidiomycota; Agaricomycetes; Boletales; Suillaceae.
CUAAGGGAUCAAGUGCCAGCAUGCCAUAGCUCAUAGACAGUGUCGUCACCCUCUACUUGAAACCUUCAAACAUGUCUAUGAAGACUGGGACUAAAGAGAAACCAAUUUCCCAACGUCUUGUUCUGAAACAUGGACAAAAGCGGGUCAGGGUUAAACGGCAAAGGUCGUAUAAUCUCAUGCUUGACUCUGCCUGCAAACAUUUCCCAAACAUUCCGAGAGAUGUGGUCAUAUUUCAGACCAAUCAACUCGAUAUUUGCGAUGGCUACUAUGUGGACAUCACGGCUGAGAUAUGGUCCGACGUCAUUGACUUGCUUAACAUCGUCGAAGUGACGCGGCGCACGGAAAUGACAUUGCCCGUCCCACUGCCACUUGAUGCUUCGGCUAUUUCACUGCCUGAUAAUCAAUCGGCACCAAGUCAGGUUAACGAACAGGACAGCUCCAGGAACAAUGACAAAGUCACAAUCAAACAUGUUUUUCCAUCUAACGAGAUCCAGACUACGAGGGAGAUGAAGGUGGCCAAACUUCUUGCUGAUGGUAGUCGGAUAUUGGGACACCAUCCCACUGAUGUCGGGGCAGUUUUGGGUAGGGUUUCCGAUCGGUGCUUGCGUGGGGUAGUGAUGCAAGCAAACCGGAGUAUCGGAUCGUAUCACAUCAAGGAUGGUGACUCCAUCAAUCUUGAAGUCUAUGAUGAUGAGCCGUAUGUUAAAAAACCAGUCAUUUAUCUAUACUCGCCCUCCGACAUCGAUGUUUCCGUCAAGCUUUCCCUCAUUCCUGAGUGGAGCCUUUCUGUCAUCUAUCCUGUUGUUACCACGGGAGAGCAUGGACAACGUUUAGAAUGGAACGUCCGCACCCAUCAAGAUGGGAGUCUGACUGAACAUUAUUCCGGUUUAGAUGUGUCGUACUUGUUCUGGGAGGCGCAGAUAAAUUUGCAAGCAUUUCCCCGGUCAUCGACAUCCCGACCGCAAUCAGUGGAUACAUUCAAUCCAAUAUCCAGCAGUCUCGAUGAUAUGGAUUCAAUUGUCAUUCCAGUGGACAAAGUAACAGUUUAUCUCGAUAAAUCACUGAAGGUUUUGGGACUUCAUACCGAAGCUAGAACAUCAUUCAUAACCUACUGGCUACCAAAUAUCCUCAAGCACGAAUACAUUGCCCUUCGAUUCGUUCCUCAAGCGGCAUAUGAACGCGCUGCUUCUUUAUGCAUCUCUCCGCAGCCUGACGUCGUGACUCGCGUAUGCAUGUUGUUCAAAGGUAUCUGUAAGGAGCACUUAACAAAUUGGGCUAAUGCACAAAUGCAAGCCGAGAAAGACGUUGCUUGGUGGGUAGAUGUAGUUGGAGUGGAUCCUGCAAGAGCUGGUGAUGUGACUUUGUUCAGGGUGUUAGAAUGGGGCGGGAUGGAGAUUCUCAUUUGAUAUUCCAUCAGAUCACUCAAUUUGUGUAGGUGCUAUCGUGUUCUGUCUUGAUCUGUUCUGUUCUGCAUCCGACAGUCGUGCGGAGAAUGUGAGCUUGAUAUGCCC